AUGAUAGAUGUGAGGUGCCGGAAACAUGUAGAUUUAAAAGCCAUUUUGGAUUUUUACAAAUUGGAGCUGGAAUCUCAUAAUAAAUCUUAUAUUAAUGAGGCAUUGAGAAGAUAUAGUAUUGUGAGCAAAGUUGUGGGGAAGGAAUACACUGAAUUGUAUUUAUUACCUCUUAUAUUAAAGGUAUUGGAAAUCGGAAGUUAUGAAGUAAAUCAUAUUGUCUCAGAAGAAUUAGUCAAUAUUAUUGAUCUAAAUACACAUUACACUGAAGAAAGUAAAAAAACGAUAAAAGAUAUUUGUAAUAAUCUUUUGUUUAAUGAAGAGAUGAGCAUCCGAAUGGAGAGUAUAAAGUCUUUGGAAAUAAUUUUUUCAAGGCUCCAAGAUGAAAGAUUCAUAUUCUCUUUUAUUGAAGAAAUUUUGCUACCAAUUAUAAAAACUAAAUUCAAUUUUUCUGGUAAUUAUUAUACCUCUUCAAGUUCAUCAUUGACAGAUAAGCUUUCACUUUGUAAUAUAAUACCAUCACUAAUAUUGCCAUAUUGUAACAAGUUUGAAAAGAACAAUUUACUACUACUAUACCUUUCUUUGUGUGAUGAUGAAGUUCCUUCACUUAGAAUUGGUGCAUCGCAAAAGCUAGUGAAAAUAUUAAAAAAUAUUUUUCCUCUAAAAUGUGGAAUGACCAGAAUUGAGUAUCAAAAAUUAAAACUUUCGGAUCAAAACAUUAUUACGGAAAAACUUUUAAAUUUGGUAUUGGCAUUAUACAAGGAUCAAACGUGUGAUUUACUAAAGUCAGCAUCAAUUGGGAUUGCGAUUCAACUAUACACAAAUCCGAUUUUUUAUAUCGAAUUUAUAAGUUGCGAUGACCGAGAUAGUCUGUUGUAUUUUAUAUGUAGCAUUUUUGAAAAUAGAACCUAUUUACAAAGACAAGCAGUAAUAGAAGAGUUGAUACCACUUUGCUUAUCAUUAAAAGGAUAUUAUGAAUUGAGCCAAGAAGAUAAUGAAAGCAUUAUAUUUAAUGGAUAUAUCUUGAAUGGUAAUUCUAAUAUUCUUUCGAAUAUUAGAUGUAAUAAUUAUUCUGUUGAUAUCAUUCAAUUCAUAUUUGACAAUUUAACAAAAGAAGUCGACAUUGAAAUUAGAUUACUAACAUUUAAAUUUAUUGAGAAGUUAUUAAGAAUGGGGAUUGAAAUAUUCGAAUCAAACAGAGAUUCAAUUUUAGGCCAAUCAAUAGAAUACGAAAGAAAAACCGCAAUUGACGAUGUUGUUAUUUCUGUAAUAAUGUAUAUAAAUAAAAACAUUUCAGACCUAUUGAUGAUUGGAAGUGUUCCAUUCAAAUGUAUAUUUUGUAUAAUAUUAGUUCAAAUGAUUAUAUAUUCACAGCAGUUAUUUGAAUAUGAUAUAUCAAACCGCAAAAUUAAGAAUUCAAACAAUAAUCUGGAGCAUUUAAAAAUUAAGGACAUGUUUAUCCAGAUUUUUAUUUCACACUUCAAUGACCCAAAUAUUAAUGUUGUAAGUACCGCUAUCGAAAACCUAUAUAAAAUUAUAAACUUGGUUAGUGAAGAACAACUAAGCGAUUACAUAUUACCCAAAAUUAAAUCUAUUUUGUUUGUUGAGAUUGAUCUGGCCGCGUAUAAUAACGAGCGUGCUGAAAAAUCUACUGCAUUACAUAAAUGGAGAAUAAUCAGGUGCAUAAUUAGACAGAUUCCUCUCUGGAUUAGAUAUAAUCAACCUUGUUCCAGAAUUUGCCCAUUUUAUAAUUCUAUUAUUGUACGUUCGAUUUUAGAUACUACCUUUUCAGUAAGUAUUUCCGCAUUGCAAACAAUAAUGAGAAUCAUCUCAAAGCUUAAUGAUUUCAAUGAAUGUACUAUUUGGAUAAAUGAGUUUAUUAUUCCAUCUAUUUUAAUGCCAUUUAUUGAAGAUGAAACUCAUUCAAUCAAAUAUACAUUUGAUAUAGCAGGUUCUAUUGAUUACAAUAAUAUCGAUGACUUCAGCCUUAACAAGAAUGUUGAAAUAUACGAAUAUAAGUUUAGGAGUUGUGAUUAUAUGAAUCGAAUUUUCAUUAUGAACCUGAUUUUUGCUAUUUAUCGUUCCCUAUUUUACAAAUGGGUAUAUAUUAACUUUCAGGAAUUUAAAGAUCAUUUAAAUUCGGUUACUUCAAAUAUACCAAAUUCUUUUAAAACUAACGAAACAUAUAUUGAAGGGCAAAAAACCCCUCCAUUUAGAGUUUUAUCAAGUAUAUUGGAUGGAGAAGAAUUAUUUAUUAAACUUUCAGAACUGGUUGUGCCAUUAAUCAUAAAUUCUAUAGAUGAUUCAAUAAAAAAUGUUUCGAUUGCAACAUUACAAUUGGUAGUUCAAGUCAUUAAAAUAUUUUCAUUGGAUUUGUAUUUUUCAUGUGACAAAGAAAUGUUUGCCUGCUCUAGCUUUGGAGAAAGAGACGGAUUUGGCGCAAACGACGAUAGUGACGAACUUUUGAAAGAGCAUUUGCUAAAUCAAUUUGAGUUAGACUCCGUAUGGCACCUUAGAAAUAUAAUGUCAAAUAGUAAAAUAGAUCACAAAAGUGUUAAUAUUUUUUCUAAUUGUAUCUAUCAAGAGUUCAUUCCUGUAUUUGAGAAAAUUGGCGAGCUCGAAAUUGAUGGAAACGAUACAGAGCUAACUUUUCCAAUUAUUUCGAUAAAAGAAUGGUAUAAUAUUUUUAAAAAAGAACUAAGCAAACCCUAA
Cryptosporidium ubiquitum is the source of this 2709-nucleotide messenger RNA. RefSeq lists its product as uncharacterized. Gene Ontology annotation, molecular function: protein phosphatase regulator activity. The record is from RefSeq and is a predicted model, not a curated record. The coding region runs from base 1 to 2709 and encodes 902 amino acids. The transcript has a single exon. Lineage: Eukaryota; Apicomplexa; Conoidasida; Eucoccidiorida; Cryptosporidiidae. Gene Ontology annotation, cellular component: protein phosphatase type 2A complex; cytoplasm. Gene Ontology annotation, biological process: protein dephosphorylation.